Messenger RNA from Polychytrium aggregatum, 3020 nucleotides. RefSeq names its product P-loop containing nucleoside triphosphate hydrolase protein. Gene Ontology annotation, cellular component: cytosol; cytoplasm. Gene Ontology annotation, molecular function: ATP hydrolysis activity; ATP binding. NCBI's taxonomy places the organism in Eukaryota, Fungi, Chytridiomycota, Chytridiomycetes, Polychytriales. Gene Ontology annotation, biological process: cellular response to heat. The transcript is spliced from 6 exons. The coding region runs from base 1 to 2715 and encodes 904 amino acids. The record is from RefSeq and is a predicted model, not a curated record.
AUGCUGAAUCCAGAGCAGUUCACCGACAAGACCAGCGAGGUUAUCCUCAAGGCCCAGUCACUCGCGCGCGACUAUGCGCAUCUGCAAGUCACCCCGGCGCAUCUCGCCUGCGCCAUGUUUGAGGACUCGGACGAGCUCCUCAAAUCCGUUAUUGAAAAAUCCGGCGGCGACGCCCGCCAGGCCGAGCGUCUUCUCAAGGCUUACAUUGUCCGUCAGCCGUCCCAGUCGCCGCCUCCCGUCGAUAUUGGCUUCCAUCCCGCGGCCGUCAAGAUGCUGAAUGCCGCCGAUGACAUUCGGAAGAAGCAAAAGGAUACCCACAUUGCCAUCGAUCAUCUGAUGCUCGCGCUGCUCGACAUUCAGGAAGUCAUGAAGUGUCUGAGCGACGCCGGCGUCAACCGCAAAUCAUUCGAGCUGACCCUCGAGAAGAUUCGCGGCAGCCGCCGCGUCGAUUCUCGCUCGGCCGACUCGACCUACGAGGCAUUGUCCAAGUAUGCCAUCGAUCUCAUCGACAUGGCUGAAAAGGGCAAACUUGACCCUGUAAUCGGACGGGACGACGAGAUUCGCCGAGUCAUCCGCAUUCUCUCUCGCAGAACAAAGAAUAACCCAGUCCUCAUUGGCGAACCUGGUGUCGGCAAGACGGCAAUCGUCGAAGGCCUUGCCCAGCGAAUCGUGCGCAAAGAUGUGCCCGUCAAUCUCCACUGCAAGCUGUUUUCGCUCGAUAUGGGUGCAUUGGUUGCUGGCGCCAAGUACCGUGGCGAAUUCGAGGAGCGUCUCAAGGCAGUCCUGAAAGAAGUAUCCGAAUCGUCCGGGGGAAUCAUCCUCUUCAUCGAUGAGAUUCACAUGGUUCUUGGAGCUGGAAACCACGAAGGUGGCAUGGAUGCAGCCAAUCUGUUGAAGCCCAUGCUCGCCCGCGGCGAGCUCCGUGUCGUCGGCGCCACCACCCUCGCCGAAUACCAGAAGCACGUCGAGAAGGAUGCUGCUUUCGAGCGCCGGCUCCAGCAAGUUCUUGUACAGGAGCCCAGCGUCGAGGCCACCAUCAGUAUCCUCCGUGGACUGCGCGAGCGCUAUGAGACACACCACGGCGUGCGCAUCAUGGACGAGGCACUCGUGCAGGCCGCGACCCUGGCCGACCGAUACAUCACCAACCGAUUCUUGCCCGACAAGGCCAUUGAUCUUGUAGACGAGGCCUGCGCUCACACUCGUGUGCAACUCGACUCCCAGCCCGAGAUCAUCGAUACACUCGAGAGAAAGCAUCUCCAGCUCGAGAUCGAGGCCACGGCCUUGGCCAAAGAGAAGGACCCCAACUCGGCCCAACGCCUCGCCAAGGUCCGCGAGGAAAUGUCGCAGAUCAAGGAAAAGCUCACGCCCCUGCGAGCCAAGUAUUCGAGCGACAAGGAGCGUCUCGAUAAGAUCCGCGACUUGCAGAAGAAGCUCGAAGACCUACAAUCCAAGGCCAUCAACGCCCAGCGCAACCACAACCUCGAGCUGGCCGCAGAUUUGCAGUACGGUGCCAUUCCAGAGACUCGAAACCAGCUCGCCGAGCUCGAGCGCAAGAACCGAGAGUAUCAGCAGACUAUCACGUCCAACGGCGAUGCCGACGGCGCUCGAUUGACAGAAGUCGUCAGUGGCGAUCAGAUCAUGGACAUUGUCUCGAGAUGGACUGGCAUUCCGGUGAGCCGCCUCUCCAAGUCGCAGGUCGAGCGUCUACUCAACAUUGGCGAUGCUCUGCACAAGCGAGUCGUUGGACAAGAUGAAGCCGUCGACGCUGUGGCCAGCGCCAUCCUGCGCUCGCGAGCGGGUCUGGCCGGUGAGCAUCAGCCCAUCGGAUCGUUCCUGUUCCUCGGCCCCACCGGCGUUGGAAAAACCGAGCUCGCCAAGGCGCUCGCCCAGGAACUCUUUGACGACGAAAAGAACGGCAUCGUGCGCAUCGACAUGUCCGAGUACAUGGAGUCGCACUCGAUCGCUCGACUGAUCGGUGCUCCUCCUGGAUAUGUUGGCCACGACGAUGGAGGCCAGCUGACCGAACGCAUCCGUCGCCACCCGUACUCGGUCAUCCUCUUUGACGAGAUCGAGAAGGCCCACCCUCAGGUGCUGAAUGUGCUGCUCCAGGUUCUCGAUGAUGGCCGCCUCACCGACGGCAAGGGGCGAACCGUCGACUUUACCAACACCGUCGUGAUCAUGACAUCCAACAUUGGCGCCAUGCACCUCAUGGACGCCCAUCUGACCGCCAACGGCCAGCUCUCCGAAACCACUCGAGCCCAAGUGAUGAACGAGCUCAAGCACUCGUUCAAGCCGGAGCUGAUCAAUCGUAUCACCGACAUUGUCAUCUUCAAGCCUCUGUCGACAGACGAGCUCGAGAAGAUUGUGCUGAACCAGCUCGGGAUUGUCCAAAAGCGCCUCGACAGCCGCAACAUCAAGCUUGAUCUCUCCCGGGCUGCCGCAGAGUACGUUCUGUCCCAGUCAUACAACCCGCAGUUUGGUGCUCGCCCGCUGAGACGCUACAUCGAGCACACGAUUGUCACCCGGCUCUCGAGAAUGAUCGUGGCCGGCGACCUCCCCGAACACACAACCGUCCAUAUCCGCACCCGCCGCGAAGAUGCUUCCGCCAUGAAGAAGCGACGUGGUCCGGACCACGCAUACGAGGACCAAGACCCCAAUGACCUGUGCUUCUCCCUCGAGCGAUGGGCUGACAACGCCUCUGGCUCGGCAGCAUAGACGUCAUCCAUGAGGUGCCGGGUACUUCAUCUCGAAUGGUUCUCGAUCCAUCUUUCUCCAAGUUUGAUCUUCACACAUUUCUUGAUAUCCACCGAGUGGGGCUCUGGGCUCUGAAUACACACAUGUAAUAUCGAAAGCGUAUCGAAUACACAAUGGAAUAUAGCCAAUCCUUUAUUCACUUGAUCCAUUCCAAGCUGUUGAUGCUCUCUUAUCGAUUACUGAGGAGCAGCGGGGUAGGAAUGAACCGGGUCUGCAGCUAGCGACAAUACAUUUCAUCCCGCAAGCACCUCGCUCACAUGUCUUGC